AGGGCAAGACAACUCAAGUUGGAAUCAUAUUUGUGGGUAAAGAUUUGGAUUCUUCCAAUUAAAUUUCUAAUUAAGUUUUAAUUCAGACUUUACAGUUUUAAAGAUUGAUCCUUUUGUCAUCAAACUAAUUCAUCAGUUGAUGAUGUUAAGUGUUUUGCGAGUGUAAAAGCAAGGAAUUUCUAGUUUGAGUACGAUUGUGUAUAAAAGCAAGGAAUUUCUAGUUUGAGUACGAUUAUGUAUAAAAGCAAGGAAUUUUAAUUUGAGUGCAUAAGAAUAAAAGCAUUUUGCAGCUCAAAGCCACGUAAAUAGUAAGUUAUUUCUUUAAUCAUGGCUUAGAUUUUACGUGGAAGGCAGAGACAGCAUGGUGGAGGUCUAUAAAUAUGCAAUGGCCAUUGCUUCCCCCAUAUGCCUUUCACCCUUUUACAACCAGAGCCCUUUAUAGCAUUUCCCACCAACCAAAAACACAAAAUGGCCCAAGGAUCUCUCUAUCACAUCACUGGGGAGAUCAUUAGGAAGCUACGUUUCCUAGACGUCCAUGAUAUUGGAGUAUGUUGUGGUGUCGAAGAUGAGCUUCAAAAACUCAAAGCCGAAUUCUCUGUAAUUCAGGAUGUACUCCUUGUUGCUGAGAAAAUGCGGAAUCCAGAUGUGCAAGUCAAAGAUUGGCUUGGAAAGUUUCAAGAAGUUGUUUAUGAUGCUGAUGAUUUGGUAGAUGACUUGGCCACUGAAGCUCUAAGGCGACAUGUGAUGACUGGAAAUAGAAUGGCUAAGGAGGUAAGCCUUUGCUUUUCGUCUUCAAAUCGGCUUGUUUAUGGUUUUAAGAUGGGUCAUAAAAUCAAGGCAAUUAGACAGAGUCUAGCUGAUAUAGAGGCUAAUAGAAACCUUAAUUUGGAGGGUAGAUCUCUAAUUGCGGAGAGUGGGUAUACUACUAGGAAGAGGGAUCAAGCUGAUUCCUUUGCGUUUGAAGUUGUAAUAGGGAGAGAGAGGGAGAAAAAAGAAAUUGUGGACCAUUUAUUAGAUUCCAACAGUGAAGAGAAUGUUUCAGUUCUCUCAAUUGUUGGAAUUGGGGGAGUUGGGAAAACCACACUUGCUAAACUUAUCUUCAAUGAUGAGAAAGUUAGAGAACAUUUUGAUUUAAAGUUAUGGGUUUCUGUAUCAGAUAAUUUUGAUGUGAAAAUAAUUGUUAAAAAAAUCUUGGAGUCUGCAAAGUGUGGCAUGUUGGAAGAUCUUGUGCUAGAAACAUUGAUACGUAAGCUUAGAGAAAUUAUGAAUGGAAAGAAAUACUUGUUAGUGUUAGAUGACGUUUGGAAUGAAAAUAUUGAAAAAUGGCUUGAUUUAAAGCAAGUGUUGAUGUGUGGUUCAAGGGGAAGUAGGAUCUUAUUAACCACUCGCUCUAUAAGGAUAGCACAAAUAGUUGGCACACAGCCACAUCAUUAUCUAGAGGGCUUAACUAUGGAGGAAUCUUGGUUUUUGUUUAAGAAAAUAGUAUUCAAGGGACAAGAGCCAAAGAGUUCAGAAGUGGUAGAAAUUGGAAAGCAAGUUAUAAAGAAAUGUGUUGGAGUUCCUCUUGCAAUAAAUGCAAUUGCGAGUAUUUUAUUGUUCAAAGAUCCUGAAAGAGAAUGGUUGCCUUUUUUAGAAGGUAAUCUUCUUAAUUUAGCUGAUGAUGACAUUUUCGAUGUACUCAAAUUGAGCUAUGAUGAACUCCCAUCCCAUUUGAAGUGCUGCUUUGCAUACUGUGCAUUAUUUCAAAAAGAUCAUGUAAUUGAUGUGAAAACGUUAAUUCAUCUUUGGGUUGCACAAGGGUUCAUUCAGUCAUCAAACUCUAAGUGUGUUGAAGACAUUGGGAUUGAGUAUUUUAAAGAAUUGUGGUGUAGGUCAUUCUUUCAAGAGGUAGAAAGGGAUGAAUUUGGCAAUAUAGAAAGUUGCAAAAUGCAUGAUUUAAUGCAUGAUUUUGCAAUCUUUGUUGCUGGGGAAGGGAUCCGACAUAUUCCAUUUGAUUCUGAUUCAUGGUCGUGGAAUCAUUUUCCAAUCGAGUUGGUAAACAUGAAAAAGUUGCGAACUUUACUUUUACCAUCAGGGAAUCAGAACAGAUGGAUAGAUGAAGAGUUAAGCCAUUACAAAGCUCUGUUUUCAAACUGUAGAAGUUUACGAGUCCUUGAAGUACAUUAUUUAGAUAUCCAGAAAGUGCUGCCGUCGGUGAAAAGGUUGAAACAUCUUAGAUAUAUUGAUUUUUCUGACAAUCAUGAACUCAAUGAACUUCCAGAUUCCAUCACUAAGCUACUCAAUUUACAAGUCCUGAAUGUGUCUGGCUGUGAUAGUCUUAAAGAGUUGCCCAAAGAUACUAGAAAGUUGGUGAAUCUUAGGCACCUCUAUUGUGAGCGAUGUUGGAGCCUGACCCAUAUGCCUCGUGGGCUAGGACAAUUGGCUUCUCUUCAAACGUUGUCCUGUUUUGUAGUAGACAGUUCACUCUCAAAGCCUGUUGCUCGCUUGAGCGAAUUGAAUAGGCUGAAUGAUUUGAGAGGACGUCUAGUGAUUAGAAAUCUGGGAUGUCUGAAAGACGGGAUGCGUGAAUUUGAGGCUGCUGAUUUGAAAGCAAAGCAAUAUCUUCAGUCAUUGAUUUUAAGUUGGGAUCAAGAUGAUUAUGAUGAUGACUGUGAGCAUAUGGCAUUGGAAAAUGUUCAAGUACCCCCAAAUCUUAAAGAGCUGAAGUUGUUCAAUUACAGUGGCUCAAGGCUCCCGAGUUUGAUUUCUUCUAAUGCCAAUCUAGUUAAUAUUUCGAUUGCAUAUUGCAGAAGAUUGCAGCAUCUCCCUGUGCUGCAUAAACUGCCUUGUCUUAAAAAGUUAAAGAUUGAUGGGUUGUGUGAUUUAGAGUACAUAGAUUAUGAGGAGGAUGAUUGCUUAAGCGGAGGGGAAACAAUCUUCUUUCCAUCGUUGAAGUAUCUCAGGCUCUGGAACUGUCCGAAUCUGAGAGGAUGGAGGAAGAAGGGGGAUGAUUCAACAUUAGAGCUACUCCAAUUUCCUUGCCUUUCCACGUUCAUUUGUUCAAGAUGCCCUAAUUUGACUUGGAUUCAUCAGCUUUCCUCUCUCGAUGAACUUCUGGAUUUGGACGAUGCAAGCAACCAACUUUUGCACCAUAUAUUCACAACGUCAAUAUCUUCUUCUUCUUCCUCAGUCAUUCCUCCUCUCUCAAAUUUGAAGAAGCUGUGGAUUGAGAACAUGGCUGAUCUUGAUUCUCUACCAGAAAAUGCACUGUGGAGUCUUGCUUCUCUUCAAGAAUUAAGAAUUUUGAAUUGCCCAAGAUUAAGGUUUCUGCCUCCAGAGUUGCGUUUCCUCACCUCUUUACGACAGUUGGAAAUUUCUAAAUGUCCCCUGUUGGAGGAAAGAUAUGGAGAUCUCGAUCAAAUGGAUGCAGAUUGGACUUCAAUUUCUCACAUUCCAAAUAUUCAAAUUGGUGACAAAAGAAUUCAGCAGGAGGCCAGUUUUCUACUGGAGAGGAAAAAUCCUGCACAAUCUGACAAUAAAUUAUGAAGUAUCAAAUGCCCAGCAAUUUGCGCACUCUAUUCCUCUGCUAAUGAGCAACAUAUUAAAUUCGAUGGUUUUCAUGGAGAGUAAAGGAUUACCUCAGAGAAUUUAAUGCUUUUGUUCAGCAACAUUUUACAAGUCAAAUGCAAGAAUCAAGCACAAGGAUAACACAG
Molecule: messenger RNA, 3692 nt
Organism: Manihot esculenta (cassava)
Lineage: Eukaryota; Viridiplantae; Streptophyta; Magnoliopsida; Malpighiales; Euphorbiaceae
Product: putative disease resistance protein RGA3
Exons: 3
Coding region: 406-3525 (1039 amino acids)
Biological process (GO): defense response to other organism
Molecular function (GO): ADP binding
Source: RefSeq, a predicted model, not a curated record